CGUUUUGACGCCGCUUACAUACGGGUAGUGACGUAUGAAAGAGGGCAUCCAUAGAACGCUCCGAUAUCGCUAUUUAUCCACAUCUUUAAUAUGUGGAAAUGUUAGGAUAAUUGAAAAUAUCGUUACGGAGCAAUGGCGCGCAUAGUGUUGGCUGGAGGAGCAUUGCUCUACGUCCUAAGCUUUGCGCUCGAGACCAGCGCACUUAUCCUCUUGCCACACGAUGUUCGGCCUGGUCACGCUAUUCGUCACUUCGUCAGCAAUCAUUCGCGAUACACCCUGCUUGAACCUGAAUAUGCUUCCUACUUUACUCUUCUUGAUGACGGGCUUUUGAUGACAACAGCUGAUCUUGCACCACUACUAAAUCAACCUCUCAAUCUCGCUGUUUUAGAACAGACUCCAUUUAGUAGCUCUGCGCAUUCGGUGCAUCUUUUGGUAAUGGACCGGCGAAAAAUGCUUCAUUUCACCGACUCAAGUGGUUUGCAUGGUGAAAUACCGGAAAAUUCUCCACCAGGAACUGUGGUUGAAAUGCAUCCAAUAAAAGCCACUGCGCUAGCUAACGUUGGUCCUAUAGCUUACAAGAUCAUACAUGGCAAUGAAGAGUUUAUUUUUGCACUUCGUGAUAAAGCUAUGAACACUGAUUCUGAAAUAAGAUCAGUAAUAACAGACGGUGAUGUAGAAAUUAUCGCGAAGAAAAGUUUAGACGCUGAAACUAAAAAAAAAUACAAUUUAAUUAUUCAGGCAACAGAUCUGCAUGGAAUUAACAAGGCGAACCUUCCUGUUAGAAUUAAUAUCGCUAACGAAAAUGACCAUGAACCCAUAUUUGAACAAGAAAUAUAUUAUUUCGCCGUGAAUGGAACUUGCGAUAAUAGUUGUCAUAAUGGUUCAGUUCAUUGGCAAAGAUUCUCGAAUAUAGGAAAAGUAAACGCAUUUGAUAUUGAUGGCGAUCGCGUAUAUUAUUCCAUUAAGACUCCUACAAACCUGGCAGUUAUAGUACCACAAACAGGAGAACUGAUUCUAGCUGGAGAACCGGAUGGACGUGAAGUCGAAUUACAAGUUUUAGCGCACGACACUGGAACUCCUCCGCGAAAAAGUCAACCUGCUCAAGUUUUUAUUGAAUUUAUUAUCCGCGAACGAAAAGAGUUUCCAACACUUCACCGUGAAAAGAGACGAGUGACUCGUGCUGUCCGUCCAACGAAACGUAUUGAAUUCACUGAAGCUGAUGGAGAAGUUGAGGGACGUGCAGUGUUUACUCUUGAAAAAGAGACCGACAGAGAAACUUUUAAAAUUCGGGACGAAAAUCCGUGGGUUACCGUUGAACCAAGUGGUGUGGUGAAAGUUAAAAAGAAGUGGGACUAUGAAGAGUUAGGUCCUGAGAAGACUAUCGAUUUUUGGGUUACUAUCACCAACGCUGGAAAUGGAGUGGCUCUCAAAUACACGGAUAAUCAACGAGUAAUUAUUCACGUGAAAGAUGUCAACGACGAACCUCCUUAUUUCAUCAAUCGUCCUUUGCCAAUGCAAACUGUGGUACAACUGAAUGCGGCUCCCAAUACGCCAGUCUUUACUCUUCAAGCCAGAGAUCCUGAUACCGACCAUAACAUACAUUACUUCAUAGUCAGAGAUAGGACAGGCGGAAGAUUUGAAGUAGACGAACGUUCGGGCGUGGUCCGCACCCGUGGGACUGAUCCUUUCCAGCUGGAUAUGGAAUAUGUACUGUACGUCAAAGCGGAAGACCAGAGCGGUCGUGUAGAUGAGAGAAGAUUCCAGUCAACACCAGAAGAGAGACUUAGUAUCGUCGGUGGAAAACGAGCCCCGCAAUUUUAUUUGCCGAGCUACGAGGCAGAAAUUGCUGAAAAUCAGAAGAAAGAUUCAGAUAUCAUUUCUGUAAAGGCCAAGUCGUUUGCGGAUCGCGAGAUUCGUUAUACUUUGAAAGCGCAAGGUCAAGGGGCUGGCACCUUUAACAUCGGACCGACAUCUGGAAUAGUGAAGUUGGCUAAAGAGUUGGACUUCGAAGACUUACGCCAACCUCAUGUCUAUUCCUUGGUCGUAACGGCCACUGAAGACUCCGGCGGUUUCUCUACUUCUGUUGAGCUUACGAUACGAGUGACGGACGUCAAUGACAACGCGCCAAAGUUCGAGCUGCCUGACUACCAGGCGCACAACGUCGACGAAGAUAUUCCGCUCGGCACCAGUAUCCUCAAAGUGAAGGCCAUGGACGCUGACUCCGGGAAAAAUGCAGAAAUCGAAUAUUUAGUUUCAGAUGAUCACUUUAGCGUUGACUCAAACGGCAUAAUUACAAACAAUAAACAGUUGGACGCUGACAAUAAUAAUGCGUACUAUGAAUUUGUUGUCACUGCCAAGGACAAAGGCGAGCCAGCUAAAACUGGAACUGCUACUGUUCGAGUUUAUACCAAAAAUAAAAAUGACGAGGAACCGAAAUUUUCUCAACAAGUAUACACUCCGAACGUCGAUGAAAACGCGGGACCGAAUACUUUAGUUACGACUGUUGUAGCCUCAGACAAAGACGGCGACAAUGUCCGCUUCGGGUUCGUAGGUGGCGGUACCAGUUCAGGCCAAUUCGUCAUUGAAGAAAUCACUGGUGUUAUAAGAUUACAUAACAAAGCUAUAUCCUUAGAUCGAGAUAAAUAUGAACUCAAUGUUACCGCAUUGGACGACGGUGCGUGCUGUGUUAAUGGAGACGCUACUAUACACACGUCGACUGCUGUAGUAGUUGUAUUUAUUACGGACGUAAAUGACAACAAACCAAUAUUUAAAGAUUGUCCUACGUAUUUUCCAAAAGUAGAAGAAGGGGCUCCCAACGGAAGUCCUGUCAUAAAAGUUCAUGCAACGGAUGAAGAUAAAGGGGUGAACGGACAGGUUAAGUAUUCUAUCGUGCAACAACCGAAUCAGAAAGGCACCAAGUUUACCGUCGACGAAGAAACCGGUGAAGUAUCGACAAAUAAGGUAUUUGACAGAGAAGGCGACGACGGAAAAUUUGUAUCUGUAACCGUUAAAGCUACUGAUCAGGGAGAGCCGUCGCUGGAAGGCGUUUGUUCGUUUACAGUUGAGAUAACCGACGUCAACGAUAACCCACCACUAUUCGACAGACAAAAAUAUGUGGAGAAUGUUAAACAAGAUGCCAGUAUAGGCACAAAUAUCUUAAGGGUAUCGGCAUCCGAUGAGGAUGCCGAUAAUAAUGGCGCCAUAGUAUAUACUUUGAGCGCUCCAUAUAACCCUGCCGAUAUAGAAUACUUUGAGAUUCAACCGGAAUCGGGAUGGAUAGUUUUAAAGAAACCUCUAGACCGGGACAGGUAUCGACUGCGCGUGCGCGCCUCCGACAGAGGCGACCCACCCUCCUCCGCAGACGUGGACGUUGAAUUAGACGUGGUAGACAGGAACAAUAAGCCCCCCAUCUGGGACAUGACCACGUAUGGCCCCGUUCACAUCAAAGAGAAUGUCACAGUGGGUACCGUAGUGACCAGUGUGAAAGCCAGCGAGAAACUUACAAACGUAGUGGAUCGCGCGAACAAUCCCCCCGUGUGGGACCACACGGUGUACGGACCGAUCUACAUUCGAGAGAAUUUGCCCGUGGGUGCCAAAGUGGUGUCCGUUAAAGCAAGGUGCGUGUCUAACUGUUCGGCACGGGCACCGCACGCAGCCCCCUGCACGCAGUGCGACGGGCCGCGCUCGUCUUCAGCGGGCUCGCGUUACUUCCGCAGAGCCCCCCGCUCCCCCGCCCCCGCUGACGACGAGCGCGGCGAGCACGGUGCGGACGACAUCGCCGCGCGCCUCCUCAACCAUCGUUAUUAUUUGCCUCACUCAUGGUGGUUUCAGUGCGAUGUAAUGUUUUAUGUCCGUGAAUUGCAAUUGCAUCGUCACGAGUACACGGUCUUUUUGAGAUACACCUCGGGCAUUGAGAACAACCCGACCGUAUUCUACAGGCUCAUGCCCGGAUCUACGGCUCAGACGAAUAAAUUCCAUACUUUUUAUUUACAACAAAGGGCCGACAAUGGUUUUACUUGGGCAGACAUUAAAGUGAAUCAUCCUCUAGAUUAUGAAAGCAUUAAAGAAUACAAUCUAACCAUUCGAGUAGAGAACAACGGAGCUCAGCAGUUGGCUUCAGAGGCGACAGUUUACAUAAUGCUUGAAGAUGUCAACGACGAAAUACCUUUAUUCACGGAACGAGAACAAGAGACCGUACUUGAAGGCGAACCCAUCGGCACCAAGGUCACGCAAGUUAAUGCCAUCGACAAGGACGGCACGUUUCCUAACAAUCAGGUGUACUAUUACAUCGUGGACUCACCUCGGAAUGAAGGCAAGGAUUUCUUCGAGAUCAGCAUGCAGACCGGCGAGAUCUUCACUAAAGUGGUGUUCGAUAGAGAGAAGCAAGGAGCCUACGCGUUGGAAGUGGAGGCGAGAGACGGAGCACCAUCGGCGCGGCCCAAUUCUGACAACCAGCCCAACUCAGGUGACAAGCUUUAG
Messenger RNA from Nymphalis io (European peacock), 4479 nucleotides. Its product is annotated as neural-cadherin-like. Bases 133 to 4479 code for a protein of 1448 amino acids. The record is from RefSeq and is a predicted model, not a curated record. Gene Ontology annotation, biological process: homophilic cell-cell adhesion. Gene Ontology annotation, molecular function: calcium ion binding. Gene Ontology annotation, cellular component: plasma membrane; cell-cell junction. Lineage: Eukaryota; Metazoa; Arthropoda; Insecta; Lepidoptera; Nymphalidae. The transcript is spliced from 16 exons.